UUAGUAGUUCUCAGGCUCGAUAGUUAGCUAUAUUUUACAAGCUAGCUCGCAUGCUGUUUGUGCUAGCAUGAAAUGAGUUAAACCUCAACAUUGAUGAAAAGUAAUUGUAUCACUAAGAGCGGGAGAUUCAACUAUCCGAAAUGAAUGCGUGCGGUCAUCUUUCAAUACUUUGCAUCUUAUUAUUCGAUCUUCAGCCUGCUUUUUGUAACGAAUUUGCCAAGAGGGAUGUGCCUAAUGGCCACGACGAGAUAUCAGGUGGCGAUUUCUUCAAGUCUUGGCUAAACUCAAAACAGCGAAGAAGUGUGAAAUCGGUCGGAGACAGAGGACUGAAAGCAUUAAAACAGACACGACAAAUUAAACCGCAGUUUGAAUGUGGCGACCUGGUCUUUAAAGUUUUUCUAAAGCAAGAUGAUGUCGUCAAUCUCCGAAUUAGUGGACCGCGUGGAGACCUGCUCCGCUUGGAGCAGUUAUCAGCUUUUUGUGGCGUUGCCAUCAAGACGUCACACACAGAUGUCCACCUGCUAUUCAGCUAUGAUUCAUGUUAUGUGAAACCAGAGGAAAGUGGAUAUGUAUUGUCUCUGAGCUGGUAUGGGACAGAGCAGGCUCUGUCCUGUCCUAGAAGUAGGACCCCUCCCUCCGUUGUCUGUAAGAACAAUGCCAUGGAAAUGACUUUAGCUGGUGAUGGGAGAGCAGAUGAAUUGUCAGUUGCAUUAAAUGGGGAAUGGGCACCUCUGCUUUAUGUGGCCGCUGAAUGUUGGCACAGAGAGCGGUCUUACCAGGGACAGCUCACCUUCUCUGUUCCGUAUAGCAGCUGCGGUGUCUACUUCAGGGAUGGUCACUUCAUUCUGGUUUUGAAAUCAAAAGGCCAGAUGAUUCCACUGUCUUGUCCAUAUGAGCCAAAACCAGGGUUUCCAGUCAAAAACCCUGGGUUUUCUGAGACAACCCAACCUCCGCCACAAAAGCAACUCCGUGUAUACCACAAGGAACCAAUUGUAUUUCCAGUUGAGCAACAGCAAAGAAAUUUAUCGGGAUCACCCCAUCUACACCCAAGGAGUCGUUGGCUGCCUAAAUUGCCAUCUUUGCCAUCUUUGCCUGGCUCUUUUAAUCUGUCUGUAAACUUCCCCUUUUCACUUCCUAUGCAAAAAGAGCCGGUGCUUUACAGAGAUCCUACGACAAGUAAACAGGGGGUUUUGACUCCUGAACCGGUUCCUCGACCAACUUUUAAGCCGAUUAUUGAAUCGACUGUGGAAUUGACUACUGAAUCAACUCCUGAACUGACUACUGAAUCUGCUACCGAAUCGCUUCCUGAACCGACACGUGAACCGGAAAAUGAACAUCGACAAAGUAAUCUUGAGCAGAUGGAACAUGAUCUCGCUGCUGCGGUCACAAUUCCUCCUUACCACGUGGCCUAUCCUAAUAGUUUCGAAAGACCGGCUUCAUCUCGUCAAUCUAGGCCUUCCUUUGUCCCGAAAAAUCAGUUUUCAAGGGUUCCUGUCCCUAGUUCUUCCCUGUAUCCUUUUGGGUCAGCUCAGAACUACAACUUUCCUGAUCGGCUUAAAGUAAAUCCUUCUCUUGACAGUAUAGCGCAGUAUCUUCCACCCGGGUAUUUCAUAUGCUCACAUAAUCCACCACCACCGGUUCACCCAGAGAGGUUUCUGCCUCCUGUUCCAAAUCCUCUUCAACCUUUACAGUUUCAAAUACCCAGUUAUCAAAAGCCUGACAUUACUUGGUUUGCACCAUCUAACCCUGCUGUUCCUCCCAUGACUGUUUACCCAAAGCCACUGACCAGUGCUGUGGCUUCUAACCCCCAUCAACUUUUCCAGCCAGCUCAGUAUUUUCAGCCUGCUGAACCACACCUAAACUUUUACAGAGGAAGUUAUGGCCCUCUGGGUUCCACCUCAACUCGCCAAUCCCCAGAAAGACUUUAUCCCUCUUCCCCUGCUCUGCAAGAGGAUGGACCCAGCAGUCCAAAACGUGUCCAGAAGCCAGGACAACAGCCUUGGUCAACCAGUCACCGUCCUGUAAAAAAGCCAUCUCAAGAGCCAAAACCACUGGUGCCAGCUUCAAGACGUACACCAGAUGUUCUCGAGUAUCUGACUGGUGGAGAUGAGUCUCUAGAACUUUAUCAGAGGUCUUUUGAGGAUGCAUCUGGAAUAGAAAUCCCAAGUCAUUCACAAUACCGGCCCACUCUGCUUUCAGCUGAUGUUUCCACGAGAAAAACUGGUUCCCGUCACAUGGGCUUUUUCCAGCCACGAUCCAUUGCUCCAGUUCCCAGUCCACAGGCCCCAACGUUUACAGGCAAUCGUCCUAUUAUGUCCUUGCCACAACCCAUGCCUCGUUUCUUUUCUGUAAAGGAAGGUGCGCCGGUUGCACAACUUCCUUACAGUCAGGGCCCUUCAGUAAGGGGCAUGCAGCUUGCCCCCGUCUACUCUGAAAAGCCAAGUGAGGCGAGCAGUCAGAAGCCUCAGAAUGCCACCCUGCCACCGCACCAGUUCUUUAGACCGGCAAGUCUAGAGAAGGACAUUUUUGGGUCUCCACUUUUUAGAUCUACCUCCCAGGAAGUGCAACCGCCAAAAGAUGCGUCCCACUCCUAUUUCUACAGUCCUUCAGCUGCUGAAGCGCUCAAUUAAAACGUGAACUGGAAUGGUGAUGCAUUUGAAAAGAUGUUUUAAUAAAACGGCCUUUUCAGAGAAA
Messenger RNA from Pimephales promelas (fathead minnow), 2694 nucleotides. RefSeq lists its product as uncharacterized. NCBI's taxonomy places the organism in Eukaryota, Metazoa, Chordata, Actinopteri, Cypriniformes, Leuciscidae. The record is from RefSeq and is a predicted model, not a curated record.